CUCAAGGAAAUCGUGGCAAGAUGGCGUCCCUGGAUCGGGUGAAGGUUCUGGUGUUGGGAGACUCAGGUGUUGGGAAGUCUUCACUCGUCCAUCUUCUGUGCCAUAAUCAAGUGUUAGGAAAUCCGUCGUGGACUGUGGGCUGCUCAGUGGAUAUCAGAGUUCAUGACUACAAAGAAGGGACCCCUGAAGAGAAGACCUACUAUAUAGAACUCUGGGAUGUUGGAGGCUCUGUGGGCAGUGCCAGCAGCGUGAAGAGCACAAGAGCCGUGUUCUACAACUCUGUAAAUGGUAUCAUUUUAGUUCACGACUUAACAAAUAAGAAGUCAUCUCAAAACUUAUAUCGCUGGUCAUUGGAAGUUCUCAAUAGGGAUGCAGUUCCAACCGGAGUCCUGGUGACAAAUGGGGAUUAUGACCGAGAACAGUUUGCUGAUAACCAGAUCCCACUGUUGGUGAUAGGGACCAAACUGGACCAGAUCCAUGACAGCAAGCGCCACGAGGUUCUAAUCAGGACUGCUUUCCUGGCUGAGGACUUCAACGCAGAAGAGAUUAAUUUGGAUUGCACAAACCCACGGUCCUCAGCUGCAGGCUCCUCCAAUGCUGUCAAGCUCAGUAGAUUUUUUGAUAAGGUUAUAGAGAAGAGAUAUUUUUUUAGAGAAGGUAAUCAGAUUCCGGGCUUCUCUGAUCGGAAGCGGUUUGGCGGAGGGGCACUGAAGAACUUCCACUGUGACUGAGCCGCCCUCAGCCCUGGAGGAGCGAGGGAGCAACAGCAGCGUCCACGCCUCCUCGUGCUGCAUCGGUCAUUAACUUCUCAGGCUUUGGUAAAAAACAUCUCAAAAUGCUACCUCACCUCUCCUGGAAAAUGGAGAGGAAGCAGCAGCGGCACAGAAGGUCCUAGCUCGGCCCCGCCCCGUCCCUGUACUCCUCACCGCCCGGCCCUGUUUAUAGCUUAUGUAAAAGCCUUGUGUGCUCCUGUCAAACCCGUGCAGUGAAGGACUGGAGGCAGGGGCUGCAGACAAGGCUGACUCUCGCUUGGAACCAGAGGGUUCUACAGGCCUGCGAUUUUCCCACACUCGCUGCCGAAUUAAGUGCUUCAGAAACAUAUCUGUGUUGUUUUACCUUCCUGAGGGGAAAGGUCAUGUUAAUCAGCCCUGAGUUAUCCACCCCAAACCAUCUCUGUCAUUUUAAGAGAAGCCAAAUGGUGUUAUUUCAUUUUCUCCGUCCUCAUUACCACAGAUGCCUAAGAAUAGCAGCCGGUCUCCUCUGCUCUCUCUGGGAAAGGCUUAGUGUCUGGGAGAGGGAGAGAGCGAUGAACUAGUAGGUGGAGUUAAAUAGAAAUACAAAUUAAUAAUACAUGGAGAACAGACCAGAAAAGAAGGGUCUGUGAGACACCGACAGCCCCUCCGCUCUGUGGGUUGCAGCUAUCAGGAAGGCUCUGUCUUCUUUCCAUUUGGAAAUUGGGUGAAAUCUGAGACCCUCAACAACGCCAUAAGACAAAUUUAUUGGUGUUUUUUUUUUCCUUUUCCAAGUUUGGUUGUUGUUCUGUUUAUUUGUGACGAAAUCCAGUUCCUGAAAUGCACCUUAAUAUGAUGAACAGUAAACUAAUAAUAUUAUCCUUAUGUUAACAAUGUAAUUAUGAGAAAGUCAAUUAAGUUCCAGAGUUAACACAUUCACAUACAUUAUGAGCCAGUGUUUGAGAUUUCAUAAUCAUGACACACCUUUUUGGCGGUGGUGUGAAUGUCUAUGUUUGCAUCAUUGCUCAUCAUUGUUUUUUAGCCCAUCUCUUGCUGGUUUAAUCUUUCGGCCCAGUUCUGUAGUUUAUAAAAUUGGUUGCCAAAAAUGACUGUAAUUGGCUGCCGUGUUCCACACCUUGUUUCCAGAUGCUUCUGUCUCUGCAGCAGAGCUCUGCUCCCUGGUUUAUACCAAAUUAAAAAAUGAUAGCGUGAAUACACAGUUUCAUUUCUUUUAAAACCAGGUGAAAACUACUUUCCUGUUGCAUUUUAAUUAAACUUCAGAAGGACUCUGGAAGUCAGGAUAUGCUGGAAGGGAGUAUUAGAAACUCGCAAAGGCGGCCUUGGGGAUUUGAAAAGUAGUUCUCCCGAGCUGGGCUGCCCUCCAUCUUUACCUCCUCACUGGGGAGACCUAGGCCCUGUUUCAUCGGGUUGGUGAUUUGUUUGUUCUCUGAUGUAAUUAGUGUUAUGCAAAUCAUUGUCCAUGUAGAAUUCAGUACAAGUGUAUUGGGGCAGAGGCCUGGCUGGGAAGAUAGAACCCAAAAGCCUCACAGAGCCCUACCCAUAAUGUCUAACCUCUCCAUGACUGCAGCUCAGUGAUAAGCACUUACCUAGCACGUUCGAGGUGUUAGAGUUGAUUCCCAACAUAAGACUUUUAAUAAAAAACAAGUAUGUUAAAACCCA
Molecule: messenger RNA, 2411 nt
Organism: Apodemus sylvaticus (European woodmouse)
Lineage: Eukaryota; Metazoa; Chordata; Mammalia; Rodentia; Muridae
Gene: Rabl3
Product: RAB, member of RAS oncogene family like 3
Exons: 8
Coding region: 21-731 (236 amino acids)
Biological process (GO): intracellular protein transport
Cellular component (GO): endomembrane system
Molecular function (GO): GTPase activity
Source: RefSeq, a predicted model, not a curated record